GGGCCUAUUUGACCCUUUGGCCUAAUGAAAAAACCGUUUGUUUGAUAAUUUUUUGGGCCGGCGCGUUGCACUCGAGCGGUUCUUAUCUACCUAGAGUUUGUUCUAUGCUGCAUCCACAACAAUGCUCGGAGUAUAAUACGAGGCGGUCGUUAUUGCCUGCCAAACUAAAGGCGAUUCAGGGUCGACGAAGGUCAAUCGAUCAUUUUGUGCAUCUACAUGGCGACUAUGUCGGGAGAAAAAGAAGAACAUGGAGGCCGCAGAAUUGAAAAUUGGUAUUCUGAUGAUGAGGAGUCCAAUGGGGACAUGAGUGACGAUGAACUGGAAGACAUUCGUGCGAUGCUUUCUGAGGAUUUGACCGAUGAGAAUUCGGAGCUUUAUCCUGAGCCUGGGUGGGCUCUGAAUUCUCCCAGAGCACCAGUGGAUCCACAAAUACUCAUACAACGUGCUUUGGAGCAGAAAACAGAACUUGCUGAACUAGCAUUAAAAUUCUACAACAGCAUUCAUAACACCUCUUACGAGCUGGUUGAGGCACUGAAAUGCUUGGUAGUUUUUCCGGAGGAGCACUACCAUCUCAACUUCACUGCCAAGCUUCCAGAAGGACCGGACACCUCUCCCAAACUCUUCUUUGCUGAACUGCAAGAGGAUGAAGACUUCUACAGCUAUGAAGAUGAAGCAAAUAGACUCACUGCAUGUGUCAUCAUGGAACAAGGCGAGGGAAAAAGGUCUUGUGCUAGUUGUUCAGAAGUUGAUGGACUCCUUCACCCUCUCGAUGGUUUCUGUUAUGGCGUAUACCAAUCCGUUCCAAUGAGAAUUUUGUAUUCUGAUGAUGAGGAGGAGUCCAAUUGGGAAAUGAGUGAUGGUGAACUGGAAAGGAUUCGUGCGAUGCUUUCUGCGGAUUUGACCUAUGAGAAAUCGGAGCUUUAUCCUGGGCCUGGGUGGUCGCUGAAUUGUCCCAGAGCACCAGUGGAUCCACAAAUACUCAUAGAACGUGCUUUGGAGCAGAAAACAGAACUUACUGAACUAGCAUUAAAAUUCUACAACAUCAUUCAUAACACCUCUUACGAGCUGGUUGAGGCACUGAAAUGCUUGGUAGUUUUUCCGGAGGAGCACUACCAUCUCAACUUCACAGCCAAGCUUCCAGAAGGACCGGACACCUCUCCCAAACUCUUCUUUGCUGAACUGCAAGAGGAUGAAGGCUUCUACAACUAUGAAGGUGAAGAAAAUAGACUCACUGCAUGUGUCAUCAUGGAACAAGGCGAGGGAAAAAGGUCUUGUGCUAGUUGUUCAGAAGAUGAUGGACUCCUUCACCCUCUCGAUGGUUUCUGUUAUGGCAAACCAUCUGUUAUGGCAAACACCAAUCCGUUCCGUAGGCCUCUCAGCACCCACUGAAUGACUCACUAGUAAUACACUGUGCAUCCCAGUUUAAAUGCGGUGUAUUAUCUAUCAUCCCCUUUCUAUCCAGGCUCCAUCUCCCUCUUUGAGUUCAAAUAUAUCGUGGCGUUUAAAAAAAAUUAUCAAUGGUUUGUGUACGGAUUGGAAUUGAAGUUAUGCUCUUAUUUAAUCUACUUUAAAUUACAAGGCUACUCUUAAUAAUUACGGUCCCUAGUAAGCUCAGUACAUUGGAAUGAGAAGCCCUACUUUGUGUAUCCAAAAAGGAGAAGAAUUUGUUCAUGUUACAAUAGAGAAGCCCUCCUUUGUUGUGAAAGAGUAACACGAGAGGCACCCAUCUGUGUAUAUUUUAUUUAUAUAAUAUUAACAAUGCAAGAAAUAUUAGGGGGUAUUUAAUGAAUAUGUUUAAUAA
Cuscuta epithymum is the source of this 1801-nucleotide messenger RNA. NCBI's taxonomy places the organism in Eukaryota, Viridiplantae, Streptophyta, Magnoliopsida, Solanales, Convolvulaceae. The record is from the annotation of a GenBank genome assembly.